AUGCGUCAGUGGUUUUACAAUCAUGAAAAGCUUCUCUCCCAGCUUAAUUACAGCAGUAACAUUAAUUUUAGUAGCAUUUCUUCAUCAAAUUCAAAUGUAGGUAAUAAUAACAGCAGUCAACCAUCUUCUAAUCAAGAUUCUGAAAACAUCAAACAAAGAAAUAGAUCUCAAGCCUAUUUGCUGAGAAAAAAAGCCAAAAAGAAGAAAAAACGGAAACAAAACCAGAUGGAACGUAGGAAACUUAAUGAAAGUCUCAGCAGUAGUAACCCUUUGACAGAAAAUGAUGAUGGCGACGACGAUGAGGAAUAUGAGAUGCAUAUAAGUGAAGAGAUGAGGCAGUUUUUUGAAAUAUCAGCAAAACAUAGAGAAGAAAGAGAUAAAGUGCCAAAAAGUCAACAUCAUCACCAAAAACUGGAGACAGACACUGAAAAUAAUGACAAAUCUCAAAGCAAUGAGCCUCCUGACACAGAAUUAGCGGAUGACACAGACCUGAUAGAAAAACCAGGUGAAGCAAGGAUGAAAGAAAUGAAGGAGUUGUAUGGCAAAGGAGCAGCCAAGAUAUAUGCCAUGGAGACUGCUAUGCAGUUAACCUUUGAUCGAAACUUUGACCAAAAACUUCCAAAAUUUUGGCCAGCUUUACCUCUAAACCUCAAAUUUGAUUGA
Helobdella robusta is the source of this 663-nucleotide messenger RNA. RefSeq lists its product as hypothetical. NCBI's taxonomy places the organism in Eukaryota, Metazoa, Annelida, Clitellata, Rhynchobdellida, Glossiphoniidae. Gene Ontology annotation, biological process: spliceosomal snRNP assembly. The transcript has 2 exons. The coding region runs from base 1 to 663 and encodes 220 amino acids. Gene Ontology annotation, cellular component: SMN complex. The record is from RefSeq and is a predicted model, not a curated record.